GGUUGAGAUAAAGAUGGCAACAAAUGUUCCCAAUCCUCAAAUCCCCAAAUUGGGAGCACUUUUGUAAGAAACAGAGAAAUUCAGAGACUGAGGAGGAGCUGAACCAAAAAAGAAACACAAGCACAGCUUCAUCAAUGGCUAAGAACAAGGACGACCACUCUGCCAGACCUCCACCCCGCCCGACUAUCACUCUGCCACCACGUCCUUCCAUGGAGGCCUUUUUUGCUGGUGGACCCACUGGGCUUAGCCCUGGCCCUAUGACUCUCGUCUCUAGUUUCUUCGCCGACGCUGCCGUUGACUCGCCGUCUUUCUCCCAGCUUCUCGCCGGAGCCAUGGCCUCUCCGAUAGCUAUGGGGUUUUUGGGAACUGGGUCUACGCCCAAUUCGGAAUCGGAAUUUGGGUUGAAGCAAUCGAAGCCGAUGAAUUUAGUCGUGGCUCGGUCUCCUUUGUUCUCGGUCCCGCCGGGGCUUAGCCCUUCUGGGUUGCUUAAUUCGCCGGGGUUUUAUCCUCCCCAGAGUCCGUUCGGGAUGUCACACCAGCAGGCAUUGGCUCAGGUGACUGCUCAAGCGGCAUUGGCGCACUCUCAUAUGCAUAUGCAGCAAGCUGAAUAUCAACAUUCCUCAAUACCAGUUUCUACCGAACCGUUGAUACGCGAUCCAUCGUUUACUCUUGAUGAAGCAUCUCUGCAGUUAAUAUUACCCUCCACGUCCGAUACGAAAAGUCUCGUUCCAGAAUCGACAGAAGUCUCUCAUCCUGAUAGAAAGUAUCAACCUCCUCCUCCACAUGCUGCCUCUGAUAAACCUGCAGAUGAUGGCUAUAACUGGCGUAAAUAUGGACAGAAGUUGGUUAAGGGCAGUGAAUAUCCACGAAGCUAUUACAAAUGCACUCAUUUGAAUUGCCCCGUAAAGAAGAAGAUCGAACGCUCACCUGAUGGACAAAUUACUGAAAUUAUUUACAAAGGCCAGCACAACCAUGAACGUCCUCCAGCCAACAAACGCGCUCGAGAUAAUAGCGAACCGACUGGAUGUACAAAUUCUUCGACGAAGCUUGAAUGUGGUUUGCAAAAUCAAGCGGGAAUUUUGAACAAGUCGAGUGAAAAUGUGCAAGUAGGAUCUAGUGACAGUGAAGAACAAGGUGAUACAGAGAUAACGGAUGACAGAGAUGAAGAUGAGCCAAAUCCAAAGAGGCAGAACAUUGAAGCAGGGACAUCUGGGGUUGCCUUGUCUCACAAGACACUCACAGAACCAAAAAUCAUUGUUCAAACAAGAAGUGAGGUUGACCUGUUAGAUGAUGGUUAUAGGUGGCGCAAGUAUGGGCAGAAAGUGGUUAAAGGAAAUCCUAAUCCGAGGAGCUACUACAAAUGCACUAGUGCUGGGUGCAACGUCCGAAAGCAUGUCGAGAGGUCUUCAACGGACUCGAAAGCUGUCGUAACUACGUACGAAGGGAAACAUAACCAUGAUGUUCCAGCAGCUAGAAACAGCAGCCACCACACAGUCAACAAUACCGUGCACCAGAUCAAACCACAUAAAGUUGUAGCUCAGAAACAUCCAUUACUCAAAGAGUUGGAAUUUGGAAGUAAUGAGCAGAGACGUGCCGUUUUGCGGCUGAAAGAAGAGAAAAUCACCGUGUAAAGUGCUACAACAAUACCUUCCAUGGGAACAGGAGGUCAGUAGUUGAUUUCAAGUGUAUGCGUAUGAGGCAAAAGAGCUCCAUUUGCCUAAUGUUCCUCUAAUCCUGAUGCCAAAGGAGAUGCAGGGAGGUCAGUCAUGUUGAUAUUAUGAUCGCAAAUAAUGUUAUUACUUGUGUCUCUCUGCUUCCUGAGGCCAUUUCACCGCUGCAGUUGAGUUGAAGGGUCUAAACAGCAUCCGACAAGGUACAGGAAGUGGGGUAACCUUCUCUGUCAUUUUAGAAGCCUGCUGUGUAGUGUGACUUGCAAAAUUCAAACUAGACAUUGUUAUGUACUGUAAAAUUUCAUUGUUUUGUUAUGUAGUUCAUCAGUUUAUACCAAAAUAUGAACUGUACAAAUUGUAGUUGUGUGUAUAAAGUUGAUAAUCUUUAUAUUGUUUGGUUGAAGAUGGGCUGUGGAUACAGUUUCAUUGGGAAGUUGCUAUGUACUUCUCUGCAUUUGGUUGUGAAAAACAAUGAAAAGGUUGGAUUUGAAGUGGACCCUUUU
Messenger RNA from Cucurbita moschata (crookneck pumpkin), 2173 nucleotides. RefSeq names its product probable WRKY transcription factor 3. The coding region runs from base 24 to 1631 and encodes 535 amino acids. Gene Ontology annotation, molecular function: DNA-binding transcription factor activity; sequence-specific DNA binding. The record is from RefSeq and is a predicted model, not a curated record. Lineage: Eukaryota; Viridiplantae; Streptophyta; Magnoliopsida; Cucurbitales; Cucurbitaceae. The transcript has 4 exons. Gene Ontology annotation, biological process: regulation of DNA-templated transcription.